UUUCAUUUAAGUAUGAUGCUGUAUGAAUUGUAAAUUAAACUGUCCAUAGAAGUUGCAAAUUAAAUAUACAGAGAAUGUACUAUCAGUGUUUCUAUUGAAUGAUCCAGAACUGAGGAGACAUGUGCUGGUACAGGUGUUGGUGUCCUUUGAAGAUGUGGCUGUGGACUUUACCCAGGAAGAAUGGCAGACAAUGGACAAUUCUCAGAGGGCUCUGUACAGGGAGGUGAUGCUUGAGACCUAUAACAAUCUGCUGUCUGUGGGAUACUCCAUGACAAAGCCUGAUGUGAUCUUCAAGUUGGAACAAGAAUCAGCACCAUGGAUAGUGGAGAAAUCUGUGAAUCAGAGACUUCCAGAUCCCCAUGGAAAGAAUGAGCUGCUUGGAGCUAAGCAGAAAGUUCAAGAAAUAAUCUUCAGGUAAGUUGUAAUCUGAAAAAUUAUAGA
Ochotona curzoniae (black-lipped pika) is the source of this 441-nucleotide messenger RNA. RefSeq names its product zinc finger protein 334-like. Lineage: Eukaryota; Metazoa; Chordata; Mammalia; Lagomorpha; Ochotonidae. The record is from RefSeq and is a predicted model, not a curated record. The transcript has 3 exons. Gene Ontology annotation, biological process: regulation of DNA-templated transcription. Bases 191 to 418 code for a protein of 75 amino acids.